Polistes canadensis is the source of this 1453-nucleotide messenger RNA. Its product is annotated as chondroitin proteoglycan-2. Gene Ontology annotation, cellular component: extracellular region. NCBI's taxonomy places the organism in Eukaryota, Metazoa, Arthropoda, Insecta, Hymenoptera, Vespidae. The record is from RefSeq and is a predicted model, not a curated record. The transcript has 3 exons. Bases 224 to 997 code for a protein of 257 amino acids. Gene Ontology annotation, molecular function: chitin binding.
CUCAUCGGCCGAGCUUCUUCGCCGCUUUUAAACACUAAAAACCCUAUAUAUAAUAAUAAUUAUUAUAUUAGUCAUUAUAUUUUCUUAAUAUUCAUUAAUAUUAUACCCCAAGUUGAUGGUUCCAACAGCGUAAAGAAACUCAAAUUCCGAGUAACGUCAAGUUUCAUCAUUGUUGUAGUUCCACAAAAGCCCUUUUUAUCGAUAACACAUACAUAUCAACAGAAUGGCAACGAGACGAGUUACUUAUCUUCUUCUGAUUGCCCUCAUCGUACACGUAUCGUACGGUCAAAAACAACACCAGGAAGAUCCUUGUCAGACAAAAUCAAGAGUAGUAGGAGAUGUUGAAUAUUGCGAUCGUUAUUGGGAAUGCGUUAACGGAAGGCCUGAAUUAUUUGACUGUCCAAAUGGUUUAGUUUUCGCUGGUAAACACAGAGGUGUUACCGAGGGUUGUGAUUAUCCUUGGAGAGCUAAUUAUUGCGAUGGUAAACGCCAAGCAAAUCCACCAAUAUCAGCUGAACACUGCGAUUGGCUUUACGGAAUAUUCGGCCAUGAGACAUCCUGUACGAGAUAUUGGACCUGUUGGAACGGAACUGCAACUGAACAAUUAUGUAUAGGUGGUCUACUUUACAACGAAAGGGCACGAUCUUGCGAUUGGCCCGAAAAUGUCGAGGGUUGUCAAAAACAUCCAUUAUGCAACGACGACGCGAAUGGCAAUGUUCCAUUAGGAAAAUCCUGCAACCGUUAUUGGCAGUGUCAAGGUGGUUACCCGCGUUUGCAAAGGUGUCCAGCAAUGUUGGUCUUUGACAGACGAUCUUUAAGAUGCGUUGUACCACCCACCGAGGAUUGUGACGUACCAACAACGCAACCAACUUUGGAUGGAGAUCUUCAAGAAGGUCGAUUGGAACAAGAACCCGAAGAAGAAAAUUUACCACCUGGUGUACCACCACUUCCGGCUGGUGCCUUACCGAUUCCUCUUAGACCCCGUCCUAGAAAUUAAUUUGCUUGCACCAAUUUCCCCCCCCCCUAAAAAAAUAAAAAAUAAAAAAAAAAGAAAGAGAAUAGUCAAGAAACGAUCAAAAACUUAAUUAUCGCAUUUCGCGCGAACACGAGACUUUUAUAAUUAUUUUGUUGAUUAUUAUCGUAUUAUUCUAACAUUAUUCAAUCCAGAAUAGGAUUUACAAAUAUUUUUGAACAAAUGACGCUCACAAAUCGUAAAAGAAGAAAAAAAAGAAGAAAAAAAAACAAUUCAGUACUCCAAAAGCAGUAUACUCCAUUUAAUUUUUUAAUUUUUGUUUCGUAAGUGUAAGAUUUAUCUUUUAUAAUUACAACAAAAUAAGCGUAAUCAUGUUAGAUGGUUAAGAUUAUUAUUUUUUGUUUGUGUUUUUCGUUUAAUUUUUUUUUUUUAUAAGACCUGUUCAUCAUCCGCUCCUUAGUCAUUUUUGGUGAAGAUGUA